AUAUACUCAAAAGGACAGAGGAAAUCCUUGGAAACCAAAGCCAUGGCGACCCAAACCCUAACAGCGCAGCCAUCCCAUACCAAGAACCGGCUGCCCAAGAACGUGAAGCUAGCGCCAGAGAAUGAACGAUACAUGCGGGCGUGCGCAGACAUUGCGUCUGCGUUGAUUCAGGACUAUGAGGCGCAGGCAGAUCCCACGACCCCAAAGAAAGAUAUCAAUCUGAACCAUCUGCGUGGGCAGAUCAGCAAGAAGCACUACUUGAAGAGUCAGCCACCAUUGACCGCGAUUAUCGCUGCCGUACCUGAGCACUAUAAGAAGUAUAUCUUACCGAAGCUGAUCGCGAAACCAAUCCGGACAUCGUCCGGCAUCGCUGUGGUGGCAGUAAUGUGCAAACCGCACCGCUGUCCACACAUAUCGUACACUGGCAACAUUUGUGUCUAUUGUCCAGGAGGACCAGACUCCGAUUUCGAAUACAGCACGCAAUCCUAUACAGGCUAUGAGCCCACCAGCAUGCGGGCCAUCCGUGCGCGCUACGAUCCUUAUGAGCAAGCCCGCGGGCGCGUAGACCAAAUCAAAUCGUUGGGGCACUCAGUCGACAAGGUUGAGUACAUCAUCAUGGGCGGCACCUUCAUGUCGCUCCCCGUCUCGUAUCGCGAUGAAUUCAUCUCUCAACUCCACAAUGCGCUCUCGGGUUACCAAACCAAGGACGUUGAUGAAGCCGUGGCGGCCGGCGAAAUGAGCAACAUCAAAUGCGUAGGCAUCACUAUCGAAACGCGCCCAGACUACUGUCUCGAUACGCACCUCUCAUCCAUGCUGCGCUACGGCUGCACGCGCCUCGAAAUCGGCGUUCAAUCCCUCUAUGAAGACGUCGCCCGUGACACUAACCGCGGCCACACCGUUACCGCUGUCGCCAAAACCUUCUGCCUCGCGAAAGACGCAGGCUUCAAGGUCGUCUCCCACAUGAUGCCAGAUCUCCCCAAUGUCGGUAUGGAGCGCGACCUCGAUCAGUUUGUCGAAUACUUCUCAAAUCCGGCCUUUCGAACCGACGGCCUCAAAAUAUAUCCGACCCUCGUCAUCCGUGGCACCGGCCUAUACGAGCUUUGGCGCACAGGGCGAUACAAGAAUUACACGCCCAACGCGCUCAUUGACCUUGUUGCACGUAUCCUCGCCCUUGUGCCCCCCUGGACCCGCAUCUACCGGGUCCAGCGCGAUAUCCCUAUGCCGCUCGUCACCUCGGGCGUCGAGAACGGUAACCUCCGCGAGCUCGCGCUCGCCCGUAUGAAGGACUUUGGCACUUCGUGUCGCGACGUGCGCACGCGCGAAGUCGGCAUCAACGAAGUCAAGCACAAAAUCCGUCCCGACCAGGUCGAGCUCGUGCGCCGCGACUACGUGGCUAAUGGUGGAUGGGAGACGUUCCUCGCGUACGAGGAUCCUAAACAGGACAUUUUGAUCGCAUUGUUGAGGUUAAGGCAGUGUUCGGCCGAGCACACUUUCCGCGAAGAACUGGUGGGCCAACCGUCAAGCUUGGUCAGGGAGUUGCAUGUUUAUGGCAGUGCCGUGCCGGUGCAUGCGAGAGAUCCAAAGAAAUUCCAGCAUCAGGGGUAUGGAACGCUGUUGAUGGAGGAGGCAGAGAGGAUUGCGAGAGAUGAGCAUGGGAGCGCGAAGAUCAGCGUCAUCUCUGGAGUUGGGGUCAGAAGUUAUUAUGCCAAGUUGGGCUACUGGCUUGAUGGGCCCUAUAUGAGUAAAAAUUUGGAGUCGGCGUGGGUAAGAGAGUGA
Molecule: messenger RNA, 1776 nt
Organism: Periconia digitata
Lineage: Eukaryota; Fungi; Ascomycota; Dothideomycetes; Pleosporales; Periconiaceae
Source: the annotation of a GenBank genome assembly